UCUCCCGCUGUCACCUGAAUGCGCCGUUUCCACGGUAACAGACAACACCAAGACUACAGGGACGGCGACGACACUGAACAAUGUCUUCUCAAGGAUCUGUCAGCUGUCAGUCCAAAGAGGAACAGGACUUGUACGAAAUGAAAAAAGCAGCUGCUGAGUUUUACCGAGUGAACCGAGUCCCGCAGGAGAUAGAGAGAGCUCUGAGCCAACUGCUACUGCAGCAGCCCGAAGACCUGCACGGUUACCUGGCAGAUUACUUUAAAAACCUCUCUGCACCACCAAGGAUCAGCAGACUGAAGGGAAGGGAGGUUUAUGAUGCAAGCGGACAACUUUCCAUUGAAGCAAAGGUCUUCUGUAUCGUCUGCAACAACGAAAAGAGUAUGUCCUCAGCUGCUGUCUCCAGCCACUUUGCACCCACAGAGACUUCACUAGACUGGAAAGCUAAGAGUCAGGAGAGGGUCGAUCAUGUGAUGACUGCUGUCCAGUGGAUCAAUGAACCCCUGAACAGCAUGCUGAAGGACCAAAACCCCUGCGCCCAAUCAGAAAUUGACCAUAUGCUCAGCAGUUUCUUUAUGGCUCGCUACCUGGAAGAGAAGACCCGGAACAGGGAGAACAGUUGUUCACCCAGUGAGCCUGAGGUGGUGGCUCCUUCUCCAACACCAAUGCAGACUAAAGAUAAGAAGAGUGCUGAAAAAGAUAAGAAGAGUGCUGAAAAAGUCAAAAAGAGGAACAUCACAGAGAAGCCAUUUGUCCCAGCAGAACCGUCAGAACCAGUUCUACAUGGGAGCUUGGCCAUAGGCUCUCUGUCUCUGGCUGUGGUCAAAACUGGGGCACAAAUCCAGGGCAUCCCUCUCUACAAAUACAUAGCAGUUCUGACAGGCCGAGAGGUUCCAACGCAGUUUCACAUCCCUGUCUCCUUGGUAACAUUGCUGAGCUGUGGGAAGACUUCGCCAGGAAAACUGAAUUUACUGAAGGAAGUCAUCCUAAUCCCCAAAAUGGGACAACAAGUCAAACAAAUCAUCACAAUGACCCUUGAGUUACAGAAGGAGAUGAUGAGAAUAAUGAACUCUUCAACAAAAGCUGGGGCACUGCAGGCCAUUGCAUGCGACAGCGGAGCGCUGACUGUGAGCUAUGAGCGGCCCGAGCAGCCUCUGGACCUGAUCACUGAAGCCUGCCGUAAUCUUGAACUUACCCUGGGAACAGAUUUUCAUUUAGCAGUGAACUGUGCUGCUCCUGAACUAAUGGAUUAUACUAGAGGGAAAUAUGAGGUUGCAACAGGAGUUCUGAAGAGCCCAGAUGAGUUAGUGGACAUGUAUCAAACCCUCAUCUGUAAAUACCCUGCAAUGGUGGCUUUAAUCGAUCCAUUUAGGAGAGAGGACACAGACCAGUGGGAGAAGCUGAGUAAAGUGACUGGACACUCAUGUUUGUUGAUCUCUGACAUCACCUACAAGUCACAGGCCCCACCCCUUCCGGGAGUCAGAGGUCUUAUCUUAAAACAUGUCAAUGAGACAACAGUCAGUGACUUGAUCUGUAUCGCAUCAAAGCACAAAGGUUCAGUGCUGAUGGGAACAACGAGCAGUGAGCCCUGCAAUGAUGACUCUUUGUCCGAUAUCGCUGUAGGUCUAGGCCUGGACUAUGUCAUACUGGGAGGUCUGAGCGGUGCUCAGAGGAUGCUUAAAUACAACCGGCUGAUUUCUAUAGAAGAAGAACUGGCCCAACAGGGAAUCCUGGUCUCUAAAGAGAAGCACCCCCCUCCACUGCUUCAUGGAAAAACACAGGAGCAGAACAGAGAAAACAGUCUGAAGGAACACAGCUCGCAGCUUGUCUGAUUUGAACAAGCCUUCAAAUGUGUGUCAGUGCUACCACAUCAGAUUAAUCUAGUGUUACCAUUCUGUUUUAUUUUAUAACUGUGGUAAAAAAAAAAAAAAAAAAAUCAAUCUCAAGCUUUUCAGAGAGAGGCUAAGUGGCCAGACAUGACCUUCAGUAAAGCAGUUUUUAAACCACCCCAAACAUCUUGUCGCCACUUCAGGUAUAUAGAAGCCAUAUUAGCAGGUGCUCUGCCUCCUUCUACAAACACAGGUCUGCUUUCAGGUCACAUUCAAUCAUCUGCACAAAAUUCUCUCAACACAGCAGCACUCACAAGCCUUCAACAAUCACUAUGUGGUGAACAGACGAGAUGCACUGGUGGAGGUCAGUGUUCUAUGUGACAACAAUAUAUGAAUACCGUUUGUAUCUUAUUUACACAUUUCAGUCAAAAAAAAGACAUUCAGUUUCUAACAGGUUCAAAUGUGUAUCGUCAAAUUAUCGAGUAUACUUAUUUUUUCACAUUUAAUUCACAUCGUACUGACGGGUCUGCCCUUGGCCUUCUUUGUAAUCACUGAGAAAAUCCUCUGAAACUACAUCUAGGUUAGUGAUUUCCACCUGAAGACAAAGCCAUGCCAACACUGGACCCUUUCUCACACUUCAUCAGAAAUGUGUUUUCUACUUCGCUGUUCUGUCAUGUAUUUCACAGAGGAGCAAGCACUAUUAUCUUACAACACCAAUUUGCUGUUCUGACCCCGACUUGACUGGACUCAUCUAGAAUACGAGGCAGUAAAAAAUUCCAUUGAAUACAAAAAUAUAUUAGCUCUAAAAGACACCCAUCACACUCAUUCAUCAUUUUCAAGAAGAACUGGAAGACAUUAGACCAUUGUGGAAAUGCUGCACCUAAGCCUGAAAUUAUCCCCGGAUUUAUAAUGAUUCUGCCUUUGAACAAUGGGUUUCUUCUUGCCGGAAACCACAUAAACAAGUGACAAAAGACAAUCCUACUAAAAAUGUAAUGUUCAAAAUGAUUCAUACUUUCUCAGCAAUCCAUGACGAAGCCUUUAUUUUCCACCACAUCAAUCAAACAGUUCCUAUAAUUGCUAACAGUCUUCCUGCAUGUCUCCACUGGGAUUUGGUUCUGCUAGUCGUUGUGAGGCUCUCCAUGUCCAUGAAGUUGUUGGUUCUUGAUGGGAUUCAGACCUGGACUCUUGUACUUUAGUGUCUUUCCUCGUCUUGUGUGCAGCCAUAGCGUCUUUGUCAGUGAUGGAUCCUAACAGCAGAUUGAAUUUGACUAGGAAAUGACUCGACAACUACUACAUCAGCUGUUCUAACAGAAUGCUAGAAAUGAGCAAGACCAGCAUGUUGCAUAUUCACAAAAAUCUGACACAAUUUCAAGUGGUCUGUAUAUUUUUGUUAAUUUAUUUAACAUUUCUGACACAAUAUCUUCCUUUUUUUGUCACUUGGUUAUGUGAUUUUGAGCCAGAAGAAAUCAAAUAAAAUCAAAGAAGGUGAAAUAAAUCUUCUCUAUAAAUCAAAAUUUAGCACAGGUAGAAAUAAUUUGGGGAACAAUUCAAACAUUAUAUUAGCAUAUUAGAGUGUGACAGAAUUCAAAUCGUUUUUAAGUCAUUGUGCUCAUUUGGCCAGUGGAAGCUGUGCUUUAAUAAAACAGGCUAUGAAAGGGCUGUAAGAAGCCGUGGGAGGAUAAAUGCCAGCGAACACACCCACCCACACACAGCUGUGACAGUGUUGUCCAACAAAGCCUGUCUCCUGUCUGUGCGGAAUGCGUGAGGAAAAGGCCCCUUCAUAACUGGUCAGCACCUUUGCUGACCCCUCUUGUAGCUCCUCAGUUUGUGGAGGAAGUGAUUCUGUCAGUGUGGAACAACAGGAAAAGAGAGGCCGGCAGCAGCAUCUCCCUGUCCUGUAGCACUGAAAAAAAAAAGGCUGCCUGUAUACAGGCGGGGAAGUGGAGGCGCUUCACGAGUGCUUUGUGUAGCAGACGUACAGCUGCAUCUGUGGGCCUGUCAAGCGAGUUUUCCCUAAUUCAAAGCUCUUUGCUGUGAAACAGACAACAGACCCUGCUCACACUGCAACUGUCCUGUUGAACUUUUUAAGGUUGCAAAUGAAAAUGUAGACCGAAUUACACUUACAGGAGGAUUAAUUCAGUCAAAACAGAAAACAAGAAUGGAUUAACAACUAGGGAAAAUGGGCAACUGACUCCCCACAGACUCCAACAGCCCAUAAUAUUUUUACUGCGUAACGGAAUUAAUCACAAAUUUUCCAUCUUAUGGUCCUGGACUUAUGGUGGAGUAAUAACAACCAGUUUUAAGAUCAUUUUUAAUAUUUUUCUGCAGCUAACAUAAUGAAACGUGAUUGAAUAGUGGGUUCAGAAGGGCCCAAACAGUUUGUCUGUUACAUGUGGCCCCACUGCGGGUACUUUUCAGGUGCGUUGUUAAACAUUUAUUUAGUUUUUCUUUUGAACAACAAUUCAACUAAACUCAUUAUAGUUUAUAUGUUCCUUUUAUUUUUUAGAUGACUUAUAAGUUACAGCAGCUCCAAAUUUAAUGUGUGUUUUAAUGCCCGGCAAAUAAAUGAAAUGACAAAUGUC
Molecule: messenger RNA, 4408 nt
Organism: Amphiprion ocellaris (clown anemonefish)
Lineage: Eukaryota; Metazoa; Chordata; Actinopteri; Pomacentridae
Gene: eno4
Product: enolase 4
Exons: 13
Coding region: 81-1829 (582 amino acids)
Biological process (GO): glycolytic process
Cellular component (GO): phosphopyruvate hydratase complex
Molecular function (GO): magnesium ion binding; phosphopyruvate hydratase activity
Source: RefSeq, a predicted model, not a curated record